AUGUACGGCGUAGCAGACGCAUUCUUCGCGGGUGGGUCUGGUACAUCGCCGUCGUCAUCACUUCAUGCUCUUCAACAGCUCAUAAGACCCAAAACGACACAGCCACCGCAGUCGGGGCUGUUCCAGAGUUGUUUGCAGCUCGGCGAGCGGCUCGCGCGUGUGCCUGGUUUUGAGCGGGACUUUCCUCUUCGAAGCAAGAGCAAGCGUCGCGACUCGUCUUCGUCGACAGGCUCGUCCUCAGAGCCGCAUGACCCAGUCUCGCAGUUGUGGCAAUACUUUCGACAAGGCAAACCGCUGUGUGUUCUGUUCAAUGUGUACGCCACAUACGCACACAUUGCGCCGAUUUCGUAUCGAGUCGAGUCCAAGCUUAGCAAUGCAAAUGCAUGCAAGGCCCUGGUGAUGCGGUUCAUUCUCGCACUGAAAGAACGUCUUGGAUGGGACCCCGAAGACACGUUUACUGUCUCGCAGCUGUAUCUAAGCGACACGAAUGGGUUUGUGCGCGUCGUCCGCACGCUCGAUCGGUUCCUUUUACUUUUGGAAGACUGCGGUCUGUUGCACCCGACGACGCCUGUGCCAUCCGAAGAGUUGCCGCCGCAGCCGCCGGUCGCGUGUCCGCGCGACCAACGCGAGCUCGUGGGCAUGGAAUUACUCGAGUCGGAGCGGAAGUACGUUCACGACCUCGAGAUCCUGCAAUCGUAUGCAUCCGCGAUAUCACAGUACGACAUCGUGUCGCAAGAUACCAUUUACCACAUUUUUGGCAACUUGGACCAGCUUGUCGAUGCACAGCGGCGUUUUCUAAUUUGUCUGGAGCAGAAUGCUCAGAAGCCGCUUGAAAGCCAGCAGCUCGGCUACAUAUUCCAGUCACUCGAAGACGACUUCUCCGUGUAUGAUCUUUUUUGUGCCAACUAUGCGAAUGCGCUCCAGUAUAUCAAUGACGAGCGCGCAGCGCUUUCUCAGCUUUCCCAAAUCCCUGCAGCUCAGUCGCGCUAUCUGGAGCCUUCAUACGAGCUCCCAACCUUUUUGAUCAAGCCCGUUCAGCGCAUCUGUAAAUAUCCUUUGUUGCUCGAGCAGCUUUUAAAACACACGCCCGAAGGUGCGCCGGGCCACGCCGACGUUGUGGAAGCGCUUGCGACCAUCCGCCGCAUCACCGACAAAGUGAACGAGACGCAACGCUCACAGGAAAAUGAGCAGGUCGUCAAGAACCUGGAAGCCCGAGUCGAGGACUGGAAAGGGCAUUCACUUCGUACAUUUGGGUCGCUGCUCCUCUCUGACACGUUUGUUGUGUCGAAGGGCGACUCGGAGCGCGAGUUCGGCGUCUAUCUUUUUGAGCAUAUCUUAUUGUGCUGCAAAGACACAAGCACCUCGGCCCCAUACCAGUUAUCCCUAACACCUGGCCGUUCACGCUCUAAAAGUGGCUCUCGACUUCGUCAGCGUGGUGGCAGUAUGUCGGAAUCAUCGGCCUCGCGUCGCGAGCAGCAAAAGCCAGGUCCUCUCCAGUUGAAAGGCCGCAUCUUUUUGAGCAAUAUUGUCGCAAUCCAAGUUCUUGGUCGCCGCGCUUCGUCAUCAUCUUUGUCAGCUAUGCCGACAGAGUCAAUCGGCCCCUACACGCUCCAGGUCUGGUGGCAUGGCGAGCUCGAGCUUGAGUCGUUCUGUCUCAGGUGCAAAAACGAAGAGCAGCUACGUAUGUGGUAUUCGACCAUGCAAAAGCUCCUGGGCGAGUUGCGAGCACGUCGCCAGGCGUCUGCUUCGCAGGCGUCAACACCCGUCACGACUCAGGCGCCUUCUCUACCCGGCUCGCGUCCUGGCAGCGGUCACAGCAAAGGCCCAGCCUCAGCUGCGUUCAUGCAAGUCAGCACGCCUGUUGUGUCAUACGCACAAGACACGAUGCCGAUGCGGCUCAGGCGUAGUAACACGGCCGAGUGCAAUGACGCCUUGCUCGGUCGCUCAGCGCGCACCAGUUCAAACCCGUCGCUCAAAACCUCCUUCAACACACCUAGCGUCUCGGAUUGUGACAGUCCACGCGAUACCCCCUGCGAUGAUGCCGCUCCGUUUGGAUUGCCGCAUGGGCUCUUGGCUUCCCCUGUUGUACCUGGUAGGCCGCCGCCACCGCCAGCACACAACCUCGUUGGCAGCGGCGCCAGCGGGACCAAUCAUCCGUGCUCUAGCACGGCGCCUGGAGCUGGUGUCGGAGCGGGCCCAGGUCUUAGCAUAGGCCCAGGGAUCGGCAGCGGCCUGGCGUCUGCCUCUUCGCCGGCGAUGUACCCGCCUCGUAUGCCUUGGCGCCAACGAUCGCUGGGCAACAUUCACCAACAUCCCUUCAUGACGUCUUCUUCAACAACGCCAAUCCCCACACCUGGAGCGGCACCCUCAUCGGCCAGCACCGCCGCUCCUGCUCCUGCUCAUGCCUCUGCUACUGCCACACCACCAGCAGUUCCUGUCAAGACGCCCAACCGUGUGCCCAUCCCUGUGCGUUCCUCCUCGGUCAGCGGGAACAUGCCGCCCUUGCGAGCGAGUGCUGAAUUCCUCGAAAAGGAGAUGGAAGCGAUGAAACUAUCCAAAGCACUCAAGCCACUCCGAGGCUUUGCUGCCGCACGGGGCGGUCCGUCACCCAUGCGACUGGACAGUACCAUCAUGCAACCCCCUUUGUCUGUGGGACAGACGGUCCCACCCAACAGCGACUGGGCCUUGACGUACGGUCACGUGUCACCAACGACUGAGUGGAAUCCAUACUUCCCUAUGAUGACGUCUGGCGCAACGCAUGCACCGCCACCCUCAGCAACACUGCCGGCAUCAGCAGUAGCACCAGGGCCCAUGGGCGCCGCAGGCACGUCUGCAACAUCUGCAGCGUCCAUCGCAGCGCCUAGCGGCAUUGCUACGAAGCGGCAAGAUUCUUUCAGCACGACCGGUUCGCGAGUUUCAGCGGACGCAUCGCAAGCCAAUACACCCAGCGUAUCUCAUUCGCCGAUGACUCGACAAAACAGUAGCUCGGGUGCAUCUGGCACUGGCAGCAGCAGCGUGUGGAUGCGCUCCGCUCCGCAUUCGCCUCCCAUCACGAUGCAGGUACGCGUGUGUGUGCGAUACGGACCGGAGCGUGUUGAGCUGCAAGUGCCCAACACUGUGAGCUUUAGCAACUUGCACGCGCUUGUGCAUAGCAGUGUUCGCGUUGCACCAGAGGCACACACGCGUAUGUACCAUAUAGACGAGGAUGGCGACCGGGUCAUGCUCCUGGAUGAUGAUGACCUUGCGACGGCGAUGGAGCACGUUCGACGCGUGCAGAGUGAGCCGCACCUGGUCGUUGUCCUCGAGUAA
Molecule: messenger RNA, 3309 nt
Organism: Malassezia globosa CBS 7966
Lineage: Eukaryota; Fungi; Basidiomycota; Malasseziomycetes; Malasseziales; Malasseziaceae
Exons: 2
Coding region: 1-3309 (1102 amino acids)
Biological process (GO): septin ring organization; intracellular signal transduction; establishment of cell polarity
Cellular component (GO): nucleus; division septum; mating projection tip
Molecular function (GO): protein binding; guanyl-nucleotide exchange factor activity
Source: RefSeq, a predicted model, not a curated record